Messenger RNA from Leptosomus discolor (cuckoo roller), 2307 nucleotides. Lineage: Eukaryota; Metazoa; Chordata; Aves; Leptosomiformes; Leptosomidae. The record is from RefSeq and is a predicted model, not a curated record.
CCCAGAAAUGGUCCAGAAUUUGAAGCUCGAAUUCGUCAGAACGAAAUAAAUAACCCAAAGUUCAACUUCUUGAACCCCAACGAUCCUUACCAUGCGUACUACCGGCACAAAGUCAGCGAGUUCAAAGAGGGUAAAGCACAGGAGCCCUCGGCUGCGAUUCCCAAGGUCAUGCAACAGCAGCAAAGUGCUCAGCAGCAGCUGCCACAGAAGGUGCAGGCCCAGGUGAUCCAGGAGACGGUCGUUCCGAAAGAGCCACCCCCGGAGUUCGAGUUCAUUGCGGAUCCUCCCUCCAUCUCGGCCUUUGACUUGGACGUGGUGAAGCUCACGGCGCAGUUCGUAGCUCGGAACGGGCGGCAGUUCUUGACGCAGCUGAUGCAGAAGGAGCAGAGGAACUACCAGUUUGAUUUCCUUCGCCCCCAGCACAGUCUCUUUAACUACUUCACUAAGCUGGUUGAACAGUACACGAAGAUCUUGAUCCCCCCAAAAGGCUUACUCCUCAAACUCAAGAAGGAGGCCGAAAAUCCCAAGGAAGUCCUGGAUCAGGUGUAUUACAGAGUGGAGUGGGCGAAGUUCCAGGAGCGAGAGAGAAAGAAGGAAGAGGAGGAGAAGGAGAAGGAGCGUGUUGCUUACGCCCAGAUUGAUUGGCAUGACUUUGUAGUCGUGGAAACAGUUGACUUCCAGCCCAAUGAGCAAGGGAAUUUCCCUCCUCCCACCACUCCAGAAGAGCUGGGAGCUCGAAUCCUGAUCCAGGAGCGUUACGAGAAGUUUGGGGAAAGCGAGGAGGUAGAGAUGGAGGUGGAGUCAGAUGAGGAAGAUGAAAAGCAAGAGAAAACAGAUGAGCCCCCAGCCCAGCUGGAUCAAGACACCCAAGUGCAGGAUAUGGAUGAGGGUUCAGAUGAUGAAGAUGAAGGUCAGAAGGUUCCUCCUCCUCCAGAAACCCCGAUGCCACCACCUCUUCCUCCCACGCCGGAUCAGGUCAUUGUGCGGAAAGAUUACGAUCCCAAAGCCUCAAAACCAUUACCACCAGCGCCAGCUCCAGAUGAGUAUCUUGUUUCCCCCAUCACUGGAGAGAAGAUUCCUGCCAGUAAGAUGCAAGAACACAUGCGAAUUGGUCUCCUGGAUCCUCGAUGGCUGGAGCAGCGUGAUCGAUCCAUCCGUGAAAAGCAGAGUGACGAUGAGGUCUAUGCCCCAGGUUUGGAUAUCGAGAGCAGCUUGAAGCAGCUGGCCGAGCGCCGUACUGAUAUCUUCGGUGUAGAAGAGACUGCCAUUGGUAAAAAGAUCGGUGAAGAGGAAAUCCAGAAACCGGAGGAAAAGGUGACCUGGGAUGGCCACUCGGGCAGCAUGGCCCGCACACAACAGGCUGCUCAGGCCAAUAUUACUCUCCAAGAGCAAAUUGAAGCUAUCCAUAAGGCCAAGGGACUGGUGCCAGAAGAUGACAGCAAGGAGAAGAUCGGUCCCAGCAAACCCAAUGAAAUGCCCCAGCCACCCCCUCCUUCGUCAGCGUCAAACCCCCCUGCCAGCGCUCAGCCUAUCACCUCCGUUCCUCGUCCACCCACAAUGCCCCCUCCCGUUCGUGCUGCCGUUGUUUCUGCCGUUCCGGUCAUGCCUCGUCCCCCGAUGACUUCCGUGGUCCGGCUGCCUCCAGGAUCGGUCAUAGCCACCCCCAUGCCACCGAUAAUCCAUACUCCACGCAUCAACGUUGUCCCCAUGCCGCCCUCUGCUCCUCCGAUCAUGAGCCCCCGCCCGCCGCCCAUGAUCGUACCCACAGCCUUCGUUCCUGCGCCUCCCGUGGCUCCGGUCCCUUCCCCAGCCCCGAUGCCUCCUGUUCACCCGCCGCCGCCGAUGGAGGACGAGCCAGUCUCAAAGAAACUGAAGAGCGAAGACAGCCUGAUUCCAGAGGAGGAGUUUCUGCGCAGGAACAAGGGCCCGGUCACGGUCAAAGUCCAGGUUCCCAACAUGCAGGACAAGACGGAAUGGAAACUGAACGGCCAAGUGCUGGUGUUCACCCUGCCGCUCUCAGACCAGGUGUCCGUUAUCAAGGUGAAGAUCCACGAGGCCACAGGGAUGCCGGCUGGGAAGCAGAAGCUGCAGUACGAGGGCAUCUUCAUCAAGGAUUCGAACUCCCUGGCUUAUUACAACAUGACGAGCGGCUCUCUGAUUCACCUGGCGCUCAAAGAAAGAGGAGGCAGAAAGAAAUAGGAGCUGUGGAGCCCAGAGGCGGAACGUGGCUGCGUUGCCACUUGUGUAACCCCAACCCUUUGCAUCCUCCAGCGUUUUCGGGGCUCCUGCAACUGCCUGCCAGCUCUA